Messenger RNA from Penicillium salamii, 1614 nucleotides. The record is from the annotation of a GenBank genome assembly. Lineage: Eukaryota; Fungi; Ascomycota; Eurotiomycetes; Eurotiales; Aspergillaceae.
AUGUCUACGCGCCGCUAUCGAUCAGCUGCUGCCUGUCAGAAUUGCAGGCAGCGCAAAGUUCGGUGUAGCGUGACGGUGACUGGCAUCCCGUGUAUAGGAUGUACACAAGAUGGCAGAGAAUGCCAUCUCCCGCCAGGAAAAGUUCAAACGAUUCGUGAGAGACAUGCUCGUCGAGCUAUUUCAGCAGUCAGCAGCCCAGUCAAUACAGAUCCCGCUGGGAUGGCCGCUCCCUCAAGCUCGGUAGAUGCAUUUCCUGGAGCCUUUUCAACACAACAAACAAAUGGAACCGGAUUAAGCAAUACCGGCACGAGAAGUGUCUCUCAUCCUCCGGAGUACCCCCAACGCCGGGCCGAAGAGCGGACAGGCGUUGAGAUUGCCACCAAAGUCCUUGGUAGAAGCAAUAAGAAUGGCCAAGCGCCAUUUUACACUGGUGAUUCACCUGGAUUUGGCAGUGUUUUCGAUAUAUGUUCAUCGCCUCGGCAGCCUAUUCAAAGGCACAUCUUACUAACAUCUAAGACCUCAAACUUCUUAUCCCCCGAGGAUAAAGAAUAUUUACAGUAUAAAGGGGUUUUCAGUCUGCCUCAAAACUCUACUUGCAAUGAGCUUUUACGAGCAUAUUUCCACCAUGUGCAUCCUCUCACGCCAGUGGUCGAUGCUACCACACUACCACAUCUCUAUCCAACUGGAGAAAACCAACAGCAUAAUCUCUUGCUAAUAUGGAGUGUAUUUUUUGUCGCAGCGAAUAUUCCAUGUAUUCUCGUGCAAAGGUAUCAGUGGUUCAAGUCAACUCCAAUAUCUUUACUGAUGACAAUAUUGCAGUGUUUACACUAUAUCGGGGGUGAAACAAACCACACCGUGCUACUGCAAUCAGCACUCCUUUUGGGUUUCUACCAUUCCGAAGCCGAUACUCACACACAGCCAUGGUAUUGGCUAGGAGUGGCAAUUAGCCUCUGCCAAUCCAUAGGUCUGCAUAGAUGUUCGAGUGCGGUAUGCGCUACCUCGCCCAUUCCCGAGCAGCAACAGCGUCUCUGGCGCCGCCUUUGGUGGACCUGUGUCUUCAGAGAUCGUUGGCUUAGUCUUACGAUGGGACGACCAUUGAGAAUCAAUAUGAACGAUUGCAACACCAUGAUGCCAUCUGCGGCGGAUAUGUUAAGUGAUUUUGCUGAGCUCCCUGAAUCCAUGUCCGAAGAAUAUAUCCCAAAAGAUCUACCACAGCUGGCGCAGUAUUGGGUCACGAUGAUUCAAUUAACCCAGCUCUUGGGAGAUACAUUGACCUUGUGUUAUCAGCCCUUUGGGCCUAGUCCGUCUUUUCAGCAAGUUGAAAGCCUCGAGAGGGAGAUCUCGACGUUCCAACUACCAGAGAGCAAAGACACGGUUUCAAGCCCUGUGGUAACGUUCUAUCUAUACCACCUUCAGCUUCACUAUCAAGCAUUCCUCGUCACCUUUUACCGGCCGUUUAUUACAAAGACACCCGAGGGGCUUCCGGUUACCCAGAAAAGCUCAUGGCAAACCCACAUCAGAAACUCCAUCGACACAGCAGCCUUACAAACAAAUUCUGUACUGGACAGUCUAGUUCGUGAGAAACUUCUUGAUUUCUCCGGUCCCAUGACGUGA